Messenger RNA from Daldinia vernicosa, 1596 nucleotides. Its product is annotated as glycosyltransferase family 31 protein. The transcript has a single exon. Lineage: Eukaryota; Fungi; Ascomycota; Sordariomycetes; Xylariales; Hypoxylaceae. Gene Ontology annotation, molecular function: acetylglucosaminyltransferase activity. The record is from RefSeq and is a predicted model, not a curated record. The coding region runs from base 1 to 1596 and encodes 531 amino acids.
AUGCGGAACCCUUUCUCGCGAUGCGUUCUCUUCGCCGUCGCGUUGUUGCUCUUACUCGGCGUUACAUGGAAAUCUGACCGCAUAGAAGAUGUUGGCUCGCGAAUUGUCAAAGCCGCGUCUACCCAUAAGAGCGAUGUUUCGCAGCAACCGCUUGGCGAUGGACAAGCAACCGAAAAGGAUGUUGCGCCGGUGUCAAACCAUGUAAUGGAUUGCAGCAUCAACUCAACUCACAUGGGUGAGCUCAAGGCGAAAUAUGAGCUUGGGGAUACUUUUCAGUACUUCAAGCGAUAUGUCAAAAUCAACCGCCAGCCCAUAACGCGAAAGUCGAUCACCAAGAUUCCUCAGCAAUUCCUCCCUGACACUUUUACUACGAUUGAUAUGCAACACCCCAGUAACUACGGCAAUGAGCAAUGUCUCGAGCCACUUGAAGUUCCGGUCACUGAAUCACCAUAUCCUGCGACCGGGAAUCUGUCCGAUUUCAUGUUUGGCGUGUCAACUACAUUUAAGAGAUUCAGCUCCGAAAAGACUAGCCCAGUGAAUGAAUGGACAUACUGGUUAACCGAUGGCAAGGGCCACUCUAAUGGUGGCAAAUUGAUCCUAUUGCUCCUGGACGCGACGGAAGAUCAGAUACUUCACGCCAAGACGAUAUUACAUCACGCUGGAAUUGAUGUUGAUGUCUACCACUCCGACUCAUCAAUGGAGAUGGCCGUUCGCUAUCUCACCCUCAUCCCGACUUUAUACAAUCACCCCGAGCGACCGUCCAAGAAAUGGCUCGUGUCAUGCGACGACGACACAUUUUUCCCUAGUGUCCACGCACUCACAAAGAAGUUUGAAGAUUACGAUCCCAGCGAAAUGCUUUACAUUGGGACUUUAUCUGAGGAUGUUAACAAUGUCGAUCGCCAUGGUUCGCAAGCUUUCGGUGGCGCUGGUGUAUUCCUCUCGGUGCCAUUGGCAGCGCAAAUUGCAAAGGACUAUGAUAGUUGCAGAACGGAUGAGAAGAUCCAUGAAUCGAACUCGGGUUGGGGUCCUCAGGGCGAUAUUUUGCUCCGCAAGUGCAUCUACGAAAACACAGAUGUGCGCCUGUCUGUCCUCCGUGGUCUAUACCAGCUUGACCUAUACGGUGACCCCUCUGGUUUCUACGAGUCUGGCAUUAAGCCUAUUUCUCUUCACCACUUUAAGGGUGGCGGGUGGCAUUCGGCUCUGCCUUGGGAGUACACUAAGAUUGCUCAUAUCUGUGGCGAGGACUGUACCCUUCAGCGAUUCCGAACCAGCGAUAACUUCAUCAUCUCAACGGGCUUCAGUGUCGCUCACUACCCUCAAGGCAUCAAUUUUAACCUUGCUCAGAUGGAGCGAACAUUUGCGGCCGCGCCUCAAGAUAAGGGCUGGAAUCUGGACUACGUCUUUGACCCGCAACGACCUAGCCUUUUGAAGACAGGUCGUAAGGUUAGUUGGGAUCUCCAGGAAGCACGCGUAAACGAGGACAACACCGUUACCCACGUCUACGUACGAAAGGCUAAUGACUGGAGAUGGGUUGACCGAAACGGUGAACCGAUGUCUCACGUCGAUGGCAUAAUCGAGCUUGUCUGGGUCCCAUAG